Priapulus caudatus is the source of this 464-nucleotide messenger RNA. RefSeq names its product 60S ribosomal protein L23. The record is from RefSeq and is a predicted model, not a curated record. Gene Ontology annotation, cellular component: ribosome; cytosolic large ribosomal subunit. Lineage: Eukaryota; Metazoa; Priapulida; Priapulimorpha; Priapulimorphida; Priapulidae. Gene Ontology annotation, molecular function: structural constituent of ribosome; large ribosomal subunit rRNA binding. Gene Ontology annotation, biological process: translation.
GACGUGGUGGAUCGGCUGGAGCUAAGUUCCGCAUAUCGCUAUGCUUGCCAGUUGGCGCCGUUGUCAACUGUGCAGAUAACACAGGUGCCAAGAACCUGUUUGUUAUUGCUGUCCAUGGAAUCAAGGGAAGACUAAACAGGUUACCAGCUGCUGCUGUAGGAGACAUGAUUGUAGCCACAGUGAAGAAGGGGAAACCGGAGUUGAGAAAGAAAGUAAUGCCAGCAGUCAUCAUUCGGCAACGCAAGCCUUACCGGAGAAAGGAUGGUUGCUUCAUCUACUUUGAAGAUAACGCAGGUGUCAUUGUCAAUAACAAAGGCGAGAUGAAAGGCUCUGCGAUCACGGGACCCGUGUCGAAGGAAUGCGCCGACCUGUGGCCGAGAAUUGCCUCCAACGCCAGCAGCAUCGCGUGAUCAUCUUCUCUGUACAAAGUAAACGAUAUUGUAUUAAAAGUUACGUGAACAAGA